This is a messenger RNA of Labeo rohita (rohu), 3197 nucleotides long. It is a transcript of the gene tub, whose product is annotated as TUB bipartite transcription factor. Lineage: Eukaryota; Metazoa; Chordata; Actinopteri; Cypriniformes; Cyprinidae. Gene Ontology annotation, biological process: protein localization to cilium. The record is from RefSeq and is a predicted model, not a curated record. Gene Ontology annotation, cellular component: cilium.
CACCUAUUUUAAACCCCUCAACCAAACGGUUUUCUACGGCUUCCCAGCUCAGCACCACAAACAUCUGAAGACGUUCACUGUUGUGAAGACGGAGGAUUUAACACAAAACGCCAGAAAUACUACACGACUCGGCGUCACUGUAUAAUCGAGCAUUUGUGUCCACAGAUGGCCAUGGACGGACUGGGCAACAAUAAGAGCAUGUCAUACAGUCGAUGGAGUUAUGACAGCACAUUGGAUGAUGAGGGCACGAACCUACGACAACAGAAGCUGGACAGACAGCGAGCUCUGCUGGAACAGAAGCAGAAAAAGAAACGUCAGGAGCCCCUGAUGGUGCAAUCUAAUCUGGACGGGCGGUCUCGAGUGCGCAGGACGCGGCAGUCGGAGGAACAGGCUCCCCUUGUGGAGAGCUACCUCAGCGGCAAUAGCAGCACCAUCUACCACGUACAAGAAGCGGAACAGGAAGAAGUUAAAGCCGUAGCAGAGGUUCAGGCCCCUCGCUCGGCUAAAAAAAUCCAAGCCGCUACCUCCACUCCUCAGACUGGCAGCGCCAAGAAGGAGAAAAAGGGCAAGCACAAAGGAAUUGAUGGGCCCGCUGCCUUCCAGGAUGAGGGUCAGGAGCUGGGCAACCAGAUUCAGAUCCUGACAGUGGGCCACUCACCUGCCCAGGAGAGCGAGGCAGAGGGCCAGGGUGAGGCAGUGGGCAGCACACAGUCACAGGGCAAACAGGACCUACGGGUCACCAUGCUGAAGAAAGGAAUCUCCAGUAGCAUGAACUUCGAUGAAGAGGAUGAUGAAGAUGAUUUGGUCAGCUCAAGUUCAUCUCAGCUCAACAGCAACACAAGACCUGGAUCUGCCACCAGCAAAAAGUCCAGCAAGGAGGCGACCUCAGCUUCCACCCCAUUGGCCAAUGAACCGUCCAUCGACGUUGAUGACCUGGAGGAGUUCACUCUCAGACCCGCACCCCAAGGAGUGACUGUGAAAUGCAGGAUCACUCGGGACAAGAAGGGCAUGGACAGGGGCAUGUACCCCACCUACUACCUCCAUUUGGAGAGAGAGGAUGGCAAGAAGGUUUUCCUUUUAGCCGGGAGGAAGAGAAAGAAGAGCAAAACAUCCAAUUACCUCAUCUCCAUCGACCCUACCGACCUAUCACGAGGCGGCGAGAGCUUUAUUGGCAAACUGAGAUCAAACCUUAUGGGUACCAAGUUUACGGUAUAUGACAGCGGUGUAAACCCAGUCAAGACCACCUCCAGCCUAGAAGCAGGGAAUCUACGACAGGAGCUUGCCGCAAUCUGCUACGAAACGAAUGUUUUAGGGUUCAAGGGGCCUCGAAAGAUGAGUGUCAUUAUUCCUGGAAUGAACAUGGACCAUGAAAGAGUCUCCAUCAGGCCUCGAAAUGACCACGAGUCUCUGCUGGCUCGAUGGCAGAACAAAAGCACCGAGAGUGUGAUAGAGCUUCACAACAAGACGCCUGUGUGGAACGAUGAUACGCAAUCAUAUGUGCUCAACUUUCAUGGCAGGGUCACCCAAGCAUCUGUCAAAAAUUUUCAGAUCAUUCACGACAAUGACCCGGAUUACAUUGUGAUGCAGUUUGGUCGUGUAGCAGAGGACGUCUUUACAAUGGACUACAACUACCCCAUGUGUGCCCUGCAGGCGUUUGCUAUUGCUCUGUCCAGCUUUGACAGCAAGCUAGCCUGUGAGUAGCCACCUCUCUCUGCCAGCCACAACCACGAAAGGACCCAGCCAGACUGCUUUACAAUCCCAAUCACUGAGUAAAGGGCUGCAGUGAACUCCAAAGCAGCAGGGUCCCUCUCGGAGGCAUGAAUGCAUAUCGAGUUUGACUCUUUUUGUGAAUGUGCGUGAGCAAGGUGGCAUUUCCGCUUUUUUCAAAAAGGGCAUCACAGUGGGGGAAAGCACAAAGACAUCAAAGCUCAAACGGGGGGAGAUUUUAAGAAGAGGAUGCAUUCAGAGUCAAAAAUCUCCUACUCACUUUCUUUACUUAACCGUCGAGGUAAAACUAACAUUUUGCUAAUGUUAAAAUAAGGAUCUUUUACAGUCGUACUUGUGUCCCUAAGAUUAAAAAACAAAAUAAUUUUACCAUGGUCAUAAUUCUAAAAGAAUUAAUGUUCACUAACCAAUCAAGUAUGAGUUUUUCACAAGAAAUGUAACAUGUAGCUGUGAUAUACUGUAACAGUUUGGAUAUUUGAUUGAAUGAACUUUUCUAAAAUGACUUUCAUAUGUGACACUUCUUCAGUUAUACAUGUCACUUGUCAUUUGAAUUGUAAUGUAUCAAUUCAUGCUUCACAAGGACUUCGAAGCCAGUGUGAAGUAUGAAAGUCUGACAUAUUUAUCCACUAUUUAUGUAUUUAUAGAUUUCCAUACCAUCUGCUGCUUGUGUCUUACCCCAUGCCCGUAAUUCAUUGUGCUUCAAGCACAACGGUGCCUUCACAUUCGAGCUUUUGGUGUGGAUUUAUUGAAAUUCAGCUGAUGAAUAUGUGACAAUUCCACAAAAUACAUGUAAUCAUUAUGAAAAUGGUUUAUGUGCUAUUUUAGGCUGCAAAAAUGGCUUUUAUAUCAUUAGAACAAAGCAAAAUGAAUGGUUCACCAUAUCCAGGUCCACACCAGUAGCUCUAGUGUGAAAGCUCUUUAAGUCCUACAUGGUGGAAGAAGUGUGUAGUAAGUCAUUUUAUGUGAGGGUCACUAUCAGGCUAAGUACAUGAUCAUCUCAUACUGACCCGCUACAUUUGUAGGGGAAUGUACUGAGCACUUUAUACGGAGAUUAAUGGUGGAACGCUGUAAAUAUUGUGCCUUUGGACGAAACACUUGUGAUGCUUGAAGUUGGUGAGAUGCUACAUUGUUUUCUUCAGCCAGUGUUGUUUAUCAUGCAGCUAAUUUGAAGCUUCUUUGUUCUUGAGAACAACCUGUAUAUUUCAAAGAUACUGGGCUGUAGUUUUCCAGAAUGAUCAGCUUUAGUUGCCUGCUUGUGGAGUAGUUGAUUUUCCAGAAGAACUCCAGAGUAACUACUUGAGAUAAUAAGGCGAAUAAGUACGUUUUCAUGCACUUUUAAAAAUUUGAUUAAUUUCUUUUUUUGCAGUGUUGGACUACCAGGACUUGACUGUAGCUUGAUUAUAACUGUGCAUGUAAACAUACUUAGCAACACAGUUAUUAAAUUAUCUGCUGCAUGAGGAUAAUUGUGAAAA